Molecule: messenger RNA, 20034 nt
Organism: Plasmodium yoelii
Lineage: Eukaryota; Apicomplexa; Aconoidasida; Haemosporida; Plasmodiidae
Product: conserved Plasmodium protein, unknown function
Exons: 14
Coding region: 1-20034 (6677 amino acids)
Biological process (GO): cilium movement; axonemal central apparatus assembly
Cellular component (GO): axoneme
Source: RefSeq, a predicted model, not a curated record
AUGAAUAAUUUCAAUAUAUUAUCAGAAAAUAAUAGUAAUGUGGAAAAGUAUGAGCAUAAUAAUAAUUUAAAUUUUGAUGAUGAUGGUGAUGAUGAUUUUUAUUUUAUAAAGCCUAGUGAAUUCAUCCAAAACCGAAGAAAAACAUUAGAAGAUUUUAUUAAGAAUAAAAAUGAUAGUAUAAUAAAAAAAAAUAAUAUAAAGGACAAUAUUACAUGCUCCUACUUUGAAGUUAUACCGAAUAUUGUUUCCUUUACAUCUUAUUCCCCUUUCAACAAAUAUGAAAGCAUAGUAUCGUUAAAAAACAUUGAUGGGAAUGCGAAAAGUAUACGGUUUGAAUUGGAAAAUAAUGACGCCUUUAAAGUAUUUUAUGUUUCAGACAUAAAAAAAAAGGUUGCACCUGGUAUGCUAUUUACCUUUAAGAUAGUGUUUUAUCCUAAAUCAUGUGAUAAUUAUAGUUAUAACCUCAGAAUAUAUUCAGAGAAUAAACUAUUGAUAUUACCCAUAAGGUGUGUGAAUGAUGAAAUUAUUUUGGAUGUGCAAGAUGAAAUAAUAAUAAAUGAUACACCAAUAUACAUGAAAGGAGAAAAGAUAAUAACAAUAAAAAAUAUAGGAAAGUAUGAUAAUAAAUUUGAAGCUACAGUAAAGCCCCCUUUUUAUGUCAAUUCGUGUAUACACGAGCUUAAGAGUGGAGAAAUAGAAGACAUUAAGAUUGUAUUCCUUCCAGUUGAAAAUAAAAUUUAUGAAGACUACAUGAUAUUUAGCUACGAAAAUGGAGUAAGGACAUAUACAAAAAUCCAGGGCAAAGGAAUUAUAGCUAAUGUCGCCAUAAAUAAUAAAGAAAUUAUCUCUGAUGAUAUUUACAUAAAUGAGACAAAGGAAAUCAACAUUUUUAUCAAAAAUCUUUCUUUCUUUUUGCUAAAUUGGAAAAUAAUAAAUUAUAGGGUCUAUGAAUAUAGAUAUAGCACCUUAUCUGAGGAUAUAACCCAAGUUAACUUUGAAGAAAAAGAUAUAAUUAUAGAUAAGACCUUUAUUAGUGAUAAGGAUUUGAUAGAUGAAAAUAUUAUAGAAAAAGGGCUUUAUAUAAAAGAAGAAAAUGAAGAAUACGACAAUUAUAAUAGUGAUUAUAGUAGCAACACGAGCAAAUAUAAAGAUGAGUAUAAUAACAUGGAAAUUGAAAGAAUGUCAAGUAGUGACGGAAAUGUGGAUACUAUUGCAUCGUGUGAAAAUGAAGAAAAUGGAGAAACGGACGAAACAAAAUAUAAGAGUGACGAAAAUAGCGAAUUUUGUUUUAAAAAAGAUAUGCCUUGUUAUUAUGAACAAUCUGAUAAUAGUUUAUGUUCAUAUAACAAUAAAAGAAAGUUAAAAGAGUUUUUAAAUAUUUAUCCUAAAUAUGGAAAGCUAUAUAAUGAUACAAAUACAACAAUAAAUAUAUCAUUUUCUCCGUAUUUUGCAUCAUUUUAUAAAAUAGACAUUUAUUUAUAUAUAAAAGGGUAUAAAAAAAGAGAGAAAAUAAGCGUAUAUUUAAAAAGUGUAACACCUAAUAUUAUUAUUCCAAAUAACAUACAAAACGUUAAUAAAAUUCUUAUAAACACAUAUAAAGAAAUAUUUUUUGAAUUAAUUAAUGACAGUGAAUAUAGUGCUCCUAUAAAAAUUGAAAAAGAAGAUGAUUAUUAUAAUGAAUUUCUAAUUCAGUUAAAUGAAUUUGACAUACCUAAGAAGUCUAAGUAUUUAUUAAAAAUUAUAUAUAUGCCAAAAAUAAGUGGUUCUAAUAAAAAAAAAUUUAUAAUUCACAAAAAAUACACAAAUGUUAAAAAUGAUCUAUAUAUAUCAAGCGAAUGCAUACUUCCAGAUAUAUCAUUUGACGAAGAAAUAAUAAAUUUUAAUACAAUAUCACACAGUUUUGAGUAUACAAAGACAUUUAAUAUUAUUAACAAUUCAGAAUUAUCAUUACAUUAUUCAUUAAAUAUACCAGAAGAAUUUAAAAAUGAAAUAAAAAUUAUAGAUGCAGAUAGUAUUUUAAAAAGUUUUGAGAAGAAACAGAUUUUAAUAAAAUUUUGUCCAAAACAUAUAAAAACAUAUAAUUGUAAUAUCAAAUUAUUUUUAUAUGAAAUUCAAAAAUAUAAAAAAGUUAUUUCAUUUUAUGCAAUUUGUGAAAAGGCAAAAAUUAUAUGUGAACCAUCUCUUAUAAACAUUGAAUCCAUGAUUAUAGAUAAAAAUUAUAAAGAAGAAGUUAAAAUUAUUAAUAAAUCAGAAAAUGUAGAUGCUAUGUAUGAAUUGUUCAUUGAUGAUAAAAUAAAUGAAAUUUGUAAUAUAGAUGUUUCACCAAAAAAAGGAAUCAUAGAAAGAAAUAAAUUUAAAUUGAUUGAUAUAAAUAUAGAAAGCAAAAUUAUAGGAUAUAUACUUAUAGUUAUUAAAAUAAAAAUAUCUGGUUAUGAUGACUUUUUAUUUUUAAAUAUAAAAGCUCUUAGCACUUGUCCUACUAUAAAAAUUAUUCCUAAUAUAAUUGAUUUUAAAAAAUGUGCUUGUCUAGAUAUAAAAGAAAAAACGAUUGAAAUAAAAAAUGAAAGCCCUAUUAGAACAUUUAUUAAUUUGUCAAAUGAAUCAUCUAUUUUCAGUUAUUCAGAAAAUAAUUUUUUUAUUGAAUCUAAUGAAUCAUUUUUUGUUAAUGUGUAUGCAAAAUGUUUAGAAACAUUACAAUAUAAUGAUGUAUUAAAUGUGAAUGUCCACAGAAAGGAAAACAUUAUGAUACCUCUGAAAGCCCAAGGUAUAGGGUCGCCGAUACUAAUAAGUGAAAAAUGCAUAAUUUUCGACGAAGUUCACACAAAUAAAAAGAAUUACCGUGAACUCAUUAUAUUUAAUAAAGGAAUGAAUGAAAGAAGUAUAUGUCUUGCUUUUGAAUCAGAAAAAAACAGAGCAAAAAAAUCUGAAAAUACUGAAAUAUUUGACAUUUCUCCCAGAAAUUUAACAAUAAAAGGAUGUAGUGAAAUUGUAUGUAUUAUAAGCGGAUAUAAUAAUAGAGAAGAAAAAUGUGAAGACACUUUAUAUAUAUACGAGGAUUUUGUAAAUAAAAAAAAAUCAUCAAAUAAUUUAAAAAAAAUAAAAAUAUUAGCUAAGUUUGUCGAUCCAGUGGUAGAAAUUAGUGAAAUUGAAAAAUUUGUCUUUGACUUUGAUGAACAAAAAAAAUUUGAAAAGAGAAAAACUAGUACAGUAAAAGAGGAAAAUGAAUGCAAAUCCAAAAUAUUAGACGAUUUGGAUGAGAUGGAUAAAUGUGAAAAUGAUGAGAACGAGAUGAAAAACAAUAAUGGAAAAAUUGUAUAUAUGAAAGAUUUAAACAAAUUGAUGCAAGAAGUUGAAAUAAAAAAUCAGCAGAAUGCGAUUGUAAAGUUUGUAUUAUCUACAAAAGUGCCAUUUUAUGUAGAAUCUGAUGUUAUUGAACUGAAAAGUAAAGAGAAGAAAAAAAUCCCCAUAUAUUUUGAUAUUGAUAUUAUGAAUACUAAAAUAAAUAAUGUUUAUGAAGAACAUUUGAUAGUUAAUUUUUUUGAAAAUGGAAAAAGACAAAAAUAUGAAUUAUUCGGUGAAACAAUAUAUCCUAAUAUAAUUAUGAAUAAAAAUUUUAUAGAUUUUCAAUAUAUUUUAAAAAAUUUAUUUGCACAAGAAACAGUAGAAAUAAAAAAUGUGUGUAAUUUUAAAGUCUAUUUUAAAUGGUUUUUUGAAGAGAACAAUCUUUAUGAGGGGUUUAGUAACGCUUUUAUGGUAAAUCCAAGCAGAGGAUAUUUAUUACCAUUCGAAAAAAAACUAAUAACAAUAACAUAUAAUAGUAUAAAUGACAAUUAUUACAAUGUUAAUAUGUUAUGUAGUGUUAAAAAUGGUCCAGUGUAUAGUUUGAAACUGAUAGCAGGAUAUUCUGAUAUUAAAUAUACUAUAAAUAAGAAAGAAUUGAAUUUCAAUUCCCAUUACAAGGCCAUAACUGAAGAUAUUAUAACAAUACAUAAUACUGGGAAAAUAAAAUUAUAUGUAGAAAUAAUAUAUAGUAUAAAAUUCCCUUCCUUGCUAUAUACGAAUGUAAACAAUUUUUUUAUUGAGCCCCAUAAUAGUAAAGAUAUUAUUUUUUAUUUUACAGCUGGUAUUCCAUCAAAUAUAACUGAAAACAUAUUAAUAAAAAUUUGUAACUUUGAAGAAAUUAAUAUAAAGUUAAAUUCACAUAUUUUCUAUAGUAUAUUAGAUUUAAAUGUUCAUGACAAAUUUGAUGGAAUAUCAAAUAAAACAGAAUAUGGUAAAAUAUGUAGCGAAAAUUUAUUAGAAGACAAUAAGGAAUACGAAGUAACUUAUGAUGAUAAUAAAAAGGAUGAUUAUUUAAAAAAAAUAAAAAAAUUAAUGAAUAAUAAUUCGGUUUUAUUUGAGGGUCCAAUUUGUUAUUAUGAGAAGCAGAAAAAGUUGCUAAUUAACAAGCUAAAAAAAUUGUAUCUUAAUAUUUUUUUGUCCCAUAAAAAACAUAUCCAAGAAAUUCUAGACAUAUAUUAUUCCCGCAUCAAUGAGAAUGAAGAAAUUCAAAAUGCAAACAUAGGAAAUAUGGAACCAAACUAUAUAGAAGAAGAUAAUUCGAAUCUUCAUGGAGAGAAAGAAACUCAUAGAAUAAAACAUGACUCCCAGAAUGAUAAAACGGGUUCAAAAAAUAUUCAAACAAAUGAUAAAGUUAAUAAUUCUGAUGAAAAUCAAUUAAGUUUGUCUAACGUUUCAAAAAAUCGAUAUGAAAUUAUAACCAUUUUAAAAAAAUAUUGUUCAAAAAAUACUGUUGAUAGCAUAUUUUUGGACUUGUUAAAAUCGUUUAUUUGUUCCCAAAAAAAUGAUAAUUAUAUUCUUGAUACUUUUUCAAAGAUGAAAGAAUUAGUAAAUUACGAAAAGCUAUAUUGUCACAGUUAUCUAAACAAUGAAAGUAUUUUAAAAUAUUUAAAACGAAUUAUUCUUGAAAGUAAUGUAGAAUUAAAGGAAUAUUAUUUAGAUGUAGGUAAAUUAAUAAUUAACGAAGAGAAGGAAUGUGUUAUUAAUAUAAAAAAUAUAAGCAAUGAUAAAAUAGAUUUAAAUUACAAUUUGAAAGAAUGCGAACAUAAUGAUAUAAUAUUAGUAAAUUAUCCUAGUGAAAUUAAUAAAAAUGAUUCUGCUCAUUUUAAAAUUAAAAUUAAAAAGAAUUCCUUAGAAGAAAAAAGUUUUAUUGAAAAAGUGUAUAUAUAUUUAAAUGACAACAAUUAUUAUACUGUUAAUGUAAAAUUUGAUUAUGUAGUUCCUGACAUAUUGUUGUAUUAUAAUCAAAUAAGGUUUGAAGAAAUUGAAGUAAAAAGAUGUGUAUGUAAAAUAAACAGAUUAAUAAAUACAAAAAAUGUUAAUAUAAAAUUUAAAAUAAAAAAUAUAACAUUUUAUAAUAAAAAGUUAGAAUAUUGUCAUUUAAAAAAAAAGACACAAAUAUUUAUAUCACCGACUAAAGGAAUAAUUAAAAAUAAUUCGUUUUUAGAUCUUAGAAUAUUCUUUGAACCGUCAAAGGUGUAUAAAAAUGCAAAAGUAUGUGUUGAAAUUUUUAUUUAUCAUUCAAAUAUUGUAAAAACGUUAGACAUAUAUUUAAAUAGUAUAAAUGAUAAUAUUGUAGUAAAUCCCCAUGAAAUAACAAUUAAACCACUUUUAUUUAAUAGUGGAUAUAUUUAUGAAAAUAUAAAAAUAAAAAACUUGAAUAACUAUUCUAAAAAUUUACACAUAUAUAAGCUCGAUAACUAUUAUAAAUACUUAGAAAGUUUUAUAUAUGACAUUUUAGUUAUCCACAAUCAUAUAUAUAUAGAAAAAAAUGACGACAAGGAAUUGUUUUACACAAAUUUGAUAUACUAUUUAAUAGAGAUAUAUAGGGAAAAAAUUGAUAAAAUAAAAAAAAGUAGUAAGAUCGAAAUAAAUGGGAUAACAGAAGAUCCUCGAAAUUGUGGAAUUGAAGAAGAUAAAAAUGAAAAGUUAAAAAUCAGCAAUAAAAAAGAAGUUGUAUAUGAUACUGAGAAAAAUGAGGAAAAACAAAAAAGAGUAUCCCAAAAUGAGUUAACCAUAGAUAACCAAAAUGUUGGAGAAUUGGAGAAAAUUAAAAAAGAUAAAAAGACAAAGGAAAAAAGCUCUAAAAAGGCGAAUAAAAAAAAAACAGAAAAGAAGGGACGUCUUAACGAAACAAAAGAUAUAGAUAUUUUAGUAAAUUUAUUUUCUGGAAAAAAAUACGGCUUAAAUGAAUUAAUUAUAGAUACAGAAGAUGAAGAAAAGAGUGUUAAAAUAUUAGAAAAUAAAAUUAUGAUAUUAGAAAAAAUAAUUAUAAAAAAUCAAAUUAAAUAUAAUUAUUUUGAAGAGUAUUUAAAAAUAAUAAAAAGCAAAAAGAAAAAAGUAAUAAUAAAGAAUAAUUAUUUAGUUAUUUGUCCUAAAUAUAUUAAUCACACAAAAUUUGGAAAACAUUUACUUAACAUGGAUAAUUUGAAUUAUUCUAAAAUGAAAAAUGAAAAAGGUGAAAAAAACAAAUAUGAUAAUAAAAUUUUGACAAUUAAUAAAAUAAUUAAAUGGUGUAAUGAAAUAUAUGAGAAAUAUAAUUAUCCUACAGACGUAAAAAAUUGCUUUAUUAAAUAUGUGAUUUAUGAACAAAAUUGCAAUAAUCCCGUUAUAAAAAAUCGUAUAAAAGUACUUGACCAAUUUGUUAAUGAUAAUCGAAAAAUUAAAGGAGAGAGGAAAAGUUCUAUUUUGAAGGAAAAUAAUAUAAUAAAAUAUUAUAUUAGUGAAGAGUUAAAUGUUUUAGAAAAAACUAAUGAUGAAGAAAAUGGUGCAAAUAAAACAAUAAAUAGUUGUAUUACCAAAAUAAAUGACAUUGGAAAUGUAGAUAAUAUAGAAAAUGAAAAAAUAAAUCCAGAUUUCGAAAAUGCAAAGAUAAAUGAUAAGAAAACAAAUAAAAAGUUAAUAAAUAUUGGUAAAAAUACCUUAAAAAGGAAAUUAAACAUAAGUGCUGUAAAAUCAAAAAUAGAUAAUAAGCAUACAUCUUUAAUCAGCAAUAAGGGAAAAAAUAAUAACAACAAAUAUAUGAAUAUUACGAAAGAACAAAAUGAACCGAUGAAUAAUAAUGGAGAAAAAACGUUUUUCAAUAAGUAUAAUUUAAAAUACAAAUUAGAAUAUUUGAAUUACUUUUAUCAAUUUUCACUUUUACAUGACGAAAUGUUUAUUAACGAUUUAAAAUCAUUUUUAAAAAUAACUGGUUCUGAUUUGAAAAAACAAAAAAAAAAUGAAAAUAAUACUAAAAAAAAGAGUAUCUCACUAGAUUUAUUUGAAAACAUUUUAAAAAAAAUGUUACUUUCUCCAUUUUAUAUUGACGAUGUUGUCUUUUUUUUUAAAAAAAAUAAUUAUAUAAAUUUAGACAUGUUUUUUAAAGUAUUUUUAAAAACAUUUGAUGGAAAUAUUCACAUAAUUUAUUUGAACCCAUUAGAGAGUUAUGAAGUUUUUUUUUCUAAUAUGCCAAAUUAUAAGGAAAUAGAAAAAAAUGAAAAUAAUUUAAAAAGUACUACAGAAUUGAAAAAAAGGGAAGAUGAAACAAAUCAUAAAGAAAAAGAGAAAAAGAAAGAAAAUAAUGAAAUUGGUGAUAAAAUAAAUAAUCUAAACGAUGAAGGAAAAAUAAAAUUUUUUUAUGAAAAUUUAUUAAAAAAGUACCAAAUAAAAAUUGAGCAAAAAUUAAAAGAAAAAGAAACAUUAGAAAAAAUAAUAAAAAUAUUAUAUAUAGAUGUAAAUAUUAGCGGUGAAACAAGUAUUCUAUCAAAUCUUAAUAGUAAUGAGAAAAAAAAAAUACGUAAUUCGAAGGUACAAAAAAAUAUAUUAUUAAAGGAUCAUAGUGAAAAAUUAUAUCAUACAGAAGUAGAAAAAGACAGAUUAUCACCAACUGCGGAACUAAGUUCAUACAAAUUACAAAAAUGUUUUAAAAAAAAUGAACAAAAAAACUUUGAAGAAAAUGAUGAAAUAACUUAUAAUACAUAUGUAGAUGAUGCUGAAUGUUUAGAAGUGGAAAACAUUCAGUGUCUUAUUGUUGAAAAGUUAUAUAAAUCCCUAUUAAUUUGUCAAAAAGAAAAAAAAGAUAAAAUGCCUAAACAAAUACUGAAUUAUUUAGCUGUACUAUGUGUUAAACGAAAUGAGGACAUUGACAAUCAAAUUAUUAAAUACAAUAAAAAGGUUAGUAAAAUUAAUAAUUAUAUAAAAAACGGACGUUACAUGGAUUGUUUAUCAUUUUAUAAAGAAUUAAAAAUUAUACUUUUGAAUUUAAUAAAAGAAUAUUCAAAAAAAGAUAAUAACCUUUUACCAGAUUCAUCUGGAAAUGGUGAAGAGGAUAACUUCAUGGAGUUAACAAAUAAAGAUAAUAAUGACAACAGUAUUGAUAAAGAAAUAAAUAAAAAAGAAGGAAAAAACAAGUUUCUAAAACAAGUCAAGAUAAAAAUUAGUGAGAAUUUUAUCGAAGAAUUAUGUAAAGAUGAAAUAAAUUUGAAAACUUCAGAUAAAAUUUCAUCUAAUACUAGUCUACUAUGUAAUGAAAUAAAAGUGAAUGAAAAAAAUAUGAACGAAAAGAUAAUUGAUGAACAAAUGGUAAAAGUUAAAGAUCCAUUAGAUAUUAAUUUCAAUAAGAUGUAUAAAAAUGAUAACCAAAAUAAUGGGGGAAAAGAGGAAAAUACCAGGACUAUAAUUAAUACAAAUAACGAACUAAUAAAGUGUAUGCGUCAGAAGUUUGUUCAAAUGAAUUUCACAUUUUUUUUUAUAAAUGACGAAAUAAAUUUUAGAAAAAAAAGUAUUCUUAAAGAGAUUUCCAAUUUUAUUCAAUAUAAUGAUGUAAAAACAUCUGCAUAUUUUUUUGAUAUCAGUGAACCUCAAAUUUAUGAUACUUUUAAUCUACGAAACUUUAUUCAAUCCAAAAAAAAAUUAGAAAAAUACGAAAUGGAGCUUUAUAUUGAUAAAGACGGGGAAGAAAAAUUAAAUGAAAAGAAAAAGAAAAAUUUUAAAGAAGAUCAAGGGUAUAUUUCCCGAUCAGUGCUGAACGAAGUAAAAUAUGAUAUUAAAGGAAAAAGUAAAAAAGAAGCAACCACAGGAAAAGUAGAUUAUAAUAAUGUUGAAAAAGGUGAAUCUAUAAACAAAGGUGAAAAAAUAAAACAUAAUGAAGAGAAUGAACAAAAAAACAAAAUAAAUAGCGUAAAAAGUGUUGGUACUGAAAAAAACAUGAUAAAUAAAAAGAGCAAAAUCGAAAUAAAAUGUGCAGAAAAAAAAAACAAUAAAAUAAUAAUACAAAAUUCUAAUGAAGAUGGUUUUAUAGAAGAAAGCUAUGAUGAAACAUUAGAGAAAAAUAAAUAUGAAAUAAAAGAUGAAUAUGAUUAUAUUUUUUAUAAUUUGAGUAAUCUCCAUAAUUCAAUUGAAUUAAUUGAUAAUAUAAAAAAUGAUAAAGGACAAAGUGUAAUUGAAUUUUUACAGAUAGACACAUCUUAUGAUCAAAAGGAUGAAAUAAGGUAUAAAAAUAUUACUAAUAUAAUGUUAGAAAAAAAUAACUGUACAGAAAUGUAUGUAAAAAUUAAUACAUGUAAAAUAGUAAACAUAAAGAAGAAAAUAUGCUUAAUAGAUAUAUUGGGAAAUUAUAUCUUUUUAAAUAUUCAUAUUAUAAUUGAUAAACCAAAAAUAUAUUCUAAUCCAUAUUUUAUAUUUGGUAACAAUGUUUCUAUAAAUAAUAUGAAAAAUAACUGCUUUAUAAUAUCUAAAAAGUUGUACAAUUUUGACAAAGUUUUAAUCGGAAAAAAAUUGUCAGCAUUUAAUGACAUCAUUGAUUUGGAGCUACGUGAUGAAAAUAAAGAAUAUUUGAACGAAUUUUUAAGAAAAUUCGAAGGUAUACAUUUAUCUAAAUUUAAUUUAAGAAAGAAUAAAAAGGAAAACGUUACUAUUUCUUCAAUAAACAAUAAUGAAAAAAGGUUUGAUCAAUUGAAGAAUCAUUCUAGUAAUAUAGAUAUUUAUAAGCAUUUGUUUAAGCAUUUCCAGGUUAUGAACUUAUUUAAUUCUUCUCAUUUUGAUUGUUUUGUUGAAUUAUCUUUUGAAAAUAUGAAAUGUGCAGGUGAAAAUGAUAAGAACGAAAUUAACUACAUAAAUAUCAAUUGUAGUGAUAGUAAUAACAUUGAAAAUUUUCUUGUACACAAUGAUUUUUAUGUAUAUCCAAGGCGAUUUUCCAUUCCAUCAAAGAAAUACAAAAAAGUUAUAAUACUAUUUUUGCCAAAGACCUAUUGCUGUUUUGAGGAAAAAUUGUUAUUAUCUAUAUAUUCUUUAAGUGGUAAAAUAAAUAGAAAUAAUGUAAAAGAAAAAGAAAUAAUUUUAAAAAAUGAUAAAAGUGAUAUGCUGAAGGAUAAGACAAAACAUGGUUCUUUGUUAAGUACUAAUGAUAAUGAGAUUAAAAAUUAUAUAAGCAUGUAUAACAAACAAAAUGAUAAUUAUCUGUAUGAUGUAUUUUCUUUGGUUUUAAAAGGAGAAGGAAUAAAAUGCAACUUGAAAAUUGAGCAAAACUAUUUAAAUUUCCAUAAAAUACUUUUGAAAUCUAUUCAAAAAAAAACAACAUACAUAAAAAAUAAUAGCUAUUGUGAUAUAUCGUGGUUUAUAGAUCCAAAUGAUUUAAAAGGUGAUGAUUUAUUUCUACAUAUUAAUCCCAUGAAAGGAAAAUUAUCACCAAAUGAAAAAGCAAUUCUAACAGCAACAAUUAAUACGAGCAGUGCUAAUGUUAUAAAAAAAGAUAUUAAAAUUAAUUAUGUUGAAAAAGAAAAAAAAAUAGAUAAAAAGCGAAAAAAAAAUAAUAAUAUGGUAUAUUCUCUUCCUUUAAAAAUUGAAGCAGAAAUUUGUAAAUCUUUUAGUCAAAUAAGUUAUGAAAUUGUUGAGAAUAAAAAAGACAACCAAGCGGAUAUCCUAGGAGAGUCUCAAAAAUGUAGUGACGAUGAGUAUGGUCCGCGUAUGAUUGAAAGAUAUAAAAAGGCAAGUAUUUCUAAUAAUAUAAGUUUUUUAAAAAGUAAGCAUUCUCAAUUAAAUAACAAGGAAACAGAAGAUGUAAUAAAGGCAAGUGAUAUCAACUUGAAAUAUGUUAAGGUAAAUGAAGCAAAGACCUGCUUAUUUAAAAUAAAAAAUACAGGUAAAGUUAAGAUUUCCUUUUUUGUGGAAAUAAACGAAAAUAAUUUCCUAAAUUUUGCAUAUAUUGAUAAAAUAAGUGAUACCAUAAAUUCGAAUGAAACAAAAAUUAUAAAGUUAAAAUUAAAAUCAUCUAAAAAAAUUAAAUUUGAAAAUGUUCCACUAGUUAUUCAUAUAUAUGACAUAGAAAAUAAUUAUCUACAUCAAUCUUAUAAAUAUUUGAUUAGUGUAAACUUUGAUUAUAAUUAUUUUAGAAUAAUUCCAUCUGUGAUUAAUUAUGAUGUUGUGGAAAUUAAAAAAGAAGAAAAAAAAAUUUUUAAAAUAAUUAAUGAUGGGUAUUUUGAUUUUAAAUAUGAUAUAAAAUUAAUAAAAUUUAAAAUAAAAAAUAAAGAAAAUGAUAAAAUAGUAAAACAAAAUUAUUUUGAAGAACAAAAGAAAGAAAAUAGACAAAAUAAAGUCGACGUAAGUCCCUUUACUAUUUCUCCUAUAAGUGGCAUAGUCAAAUCAAAAGAAGAGCAAACUGUAACUGUACUUUUUAAUUCUUCUGAAGAAAAUUAUUAUAAAUAUAUAUAUUUUGUUGAGGUUGAUAAUGUUUUGCUUGAUGUGAAAAAAACGGUAAAAAAUGUUAAUCACCAAAAACAUAAUGGGAAGCAAGAUAAAUAUAACGGAAUAAUACAAAUAUUGGCAUCAUCUGUUAAACCAAGUAUAUCGUGUGAUAUUAAAAACAUUUUUGAAGAAGUAUUAGUUUUAAAAAACAUAGAAAAUUGCAAUCAUUUUUUAGGACAAUUUUUAAGUAAAAAUAGUUACUACAAUAUUGAUGAAAAUACUUUGUAUUAUAAAUAUUCUUACGUCAACGAGCCCAUUAAUGAAAGAAUAAAAAUAUCAAAUAUAUCAAAUGUAAAUGCUUAUACUAAGAUUGAACUAAAGGAAAUCGAUCGUUCAAAUGAUGGUACUAAUGAUAGUAACAAUAAAGGAAAUGAUGGAAAAAAAGAUAUACAGAAAAAUCAAAUGGAAAAGAGAAAAAAUUCAUCAUCUGGGAAUGGUAAACAACCUAUUCAACAUUACCUAAGAAUAGAAGACAGCAAUAUUGUAAAAUCAAAAUGGAAAUUUACACAAUUUAUAGAAAGUAGUCAUAAUAAUAGCAAUGUUCUAGAUUUAUCUACUAUUGAGCAAAAUAAAAUAUCCACUUUCCAAACUAACACAGUUUUAACUCGUUAUCAACACAAAUACGUAGAUAUAUGUUUUUAUUCAAAUCAAAUAGCAUGCAAAAAAUAUAUAGUAAAUAUAUACCUUGUCAAUUCUGAAAAUAGUUUAUGUUUUAGUUUUUAUAUUAAUGUAGAAUUUUUUUUACCCUCUAUUAAUUUGAUAAUGCCAAUCAGCUUAUUGAAACAACAACGUGAUGAUAAAAUUAUUGACUUAGGAAAUAUUCACAUAAAUAGUAUAAUUUCGUUUAAAAUAAAGUUGAAGAAUUCUUAUAAAUAUCCAGCGUUUGUUAAAGUUUUUUUUACAAGUCUAAACACUUCAUUAGAAUGUAUAGAUAAUAAGGGAAAAUCGAAAAAUGGGUCAAAGAUAAAAAAGGGAAAAGAAAUAUUAUAUAAUAAACAAGAGAACAGUUUAGAAUCUAAUAAAUGCAUGAUUCGUGAUGAAGGAAAUAAUGAUGAUAAUAGGGAACAAAAUCAAACAGAACAAUUGAAAGAUGGAAAUAAUUUUAAUCAAAUUGAUGACAAUGUAAAAAUUAACAGCGAAAAUAGUGAUAUAAGAAUAGAAAAUAAAAAAAAAGUUGAAACAAAUGAUAAAAAAUUGACAAAAGAAAGAUCUAAAGAAUCAAAUUUAGAAUAUAGAGAAACGAUUUACAAUGAUAUGUGUAUACCUAACAAAAAAGACAUAUAUAAUAUCUCAAAUAAUUAUUGUCUUUUUAAUAAUAUUACGGAUAAUAUAUUAGUAAUGAACAAAAAUAAUGUUACUAAUUUUGAUUAUAAUAAUGUGAAAACUGAUAUAAUAUAUAAAAAUAAAAAAAUAAAAAAACAAAUGGUUAAUAUAGGAUAUCUCUAUUACAUAGGAAAUCGUAACUAUGUAUUAAAGGAAAAUGAUGUGGCAUAUUUUAAAAUUAAAAUUGAUAAAAAAAAAAUUAAAAAUGAAAUAGAAAAUAAAAAGAUGAAAUCAAUAGAAGCAAAUGAUAAUUUAAAUGGAGUAAAACAUGAAAGAUCUGAAGAAAACAAUGAGAAAGAAAAAAAUGUGAAAGAAACAUAUAAUCAUAAGAGUACAAGGGAAAAUUGUUUAAUAGGGUGUCUAGGUGAAAAAGGAAUAUUAGGAAGCAUAAGCAUUAAUGUACUACAUAAUAAUUACGAAUUUUAUAAUUUAAAAUUCUUGGGAAAUAUUAUAGAAUCCAAAAAUUAUUGGAACUUAGAAAAAUUGAAAAAUGGAAUGAAAAAUGUGUAUAAGAAUGAUAAUAUAUAUAUUUUUAAAAAUUAUAUAAAUUUUGAUUUAAUACCAAUAAAAUAUAACAAUGUAUUUAAAAUAUUUUAUAUAAAUGAAAAUGAUUAUUCUUUAUAUUUUAAUAUCGAGUUAGAUAAAAAAAUGAAAAACUUCCUUAAAAUUGAGCCUUCAAAUGGUUUAAUACCAGCCAAUAGCUCUUUUAUAUUUUAUUUACAUAUUGACAUAAAGGAAGCUGUUAACUUAGUAAAAAAGGAAAUAUCUUGCAAAUUUUCCUUGACCCCAUUUAAUAUUAAAACAAAAAAACAUUCAAAAAUAAAAGAAGGCGCUGAAACAUUUGAUGAUUCUUUAUAUAUAAGUUUAGUAUCUGAAGAAAUAAAAGUGUCUUAUAACAAAAAAAAAUUAUUUUUUAAAAAUAUAACAUACUUUAAUUAUUCUCAAAAUGAAUUGGUAUUAGAAAAUUUAUCAAAUGUAAAAUUAUUUGCAGAGUUAAAUAUUAUACCUUUAGACGAAUCAGAUGAUAUAACGAAUGUUUAUUCAUUUACUUCUUUUAAAGAAAAAGAUAUUAUUUCGUUAUUAAAGAAGAAAAAGGACAAUGAAUUUUGUUCAUUAAAUGGGAAUAAAGAAAAUGAAACAAAUUAUGUUGAUUCUUUAACUUUAGAUAAUAAGGAAACUAUUAAUAUAAAAAAAGACUUGAAGAUUUUGGAAAAACAAAAAUCUUUAGAUUGUGAUGAAAAUUUUAAUGCUACAAAUUGUAUUGAAAAUGAAAAUGAGAAUAAGCCUAUCCAUGAAUUUUAUUUAACGAGGUAUGAUUUUAAUGCAACUGAUUUGGGGGAUGAUGCAACAAUAGGAAAGAUUAGGGCAAUAGAGCCAAUUAAAAACAAAAAUAAAAUCAUUAAAAAGUUUAUAUCGAUUAACGGAAAGUGUAAAAAAAGUAUAUAUAUUUAUUUCUUUCAUUAUAUUUAUAAGAAAAAAAUUGAUGCUUUCCUUCAUAUAAAAAUAAAAUAUUAUAAUGAAAUAAAAAUACCAAUUAAUGUUUCAUUUGAUAAUUAUGUUGAAAGCGAUGUACUUCUAUUAACUGAUUUUAUAUCUAAUGAAAAUUUGAAUAAAAUGAAUUCAUUUUCCCAUCAAAAAGAACAAAAUAAUAAACUUCUAAUAAUAAAUCGAGGAAUUUUAAAUAAAACUCAUCGUUUUCUAUACGUAUUAAACUUAUCAAAUAAAAGUUAUGAAUACUUUUUUGAAAAGUGUAAUGAAAGAGAUGAACAUGGUGAUAAAAAUGGUGAUGAAUAUUUAUACACAAAGAAAUAUAUGAUUGAUGGAUAUAAGACAAAUAGUAGAAAUAGUAAUAAUAUAGAAUGCUUUAAUUCUAGGGGAAUAAUAAAAGAAGAUAAUGUUUGUCCAAUAAAAUUUUUGUUCAGUAUAUUUAAUUCGAAUAAUUAUAAAGGGGAUUAUAAUUUUUAUCUAAAUGAUAAAAUAAUAAAACAAAUCGGAUUUGAGAUGAAAAUAAUUGAACCAUUGGUAUUCUUUAAUACUUCUUCUAUGCAUAUAAAUAAUUUAAUAGUUGGAAAACUAUAUUGUUUCAUUUUUUAUAUUAUUAACUUCGAUUUAAUGGACAUAAAUUUUGAAUUUGAUAAAAAUUCAUAUAAUUCAUUUAACAACAAAAAGGAAACAAUUAAAAUUAUUCCAUUUAAAGGAGUUAUAAAAUCGUGUUAUAGAAAAAAUAAAUGCCUAUUUAAGCAUAUAAAUAAAUACAACAAUAAUUUGGGUUUUGAUGAAUAUAAUAACAAGGAUGAACUGAAAGAGGACAUUUCGACAUCUUCUUAUAAUUCAAAUGAUAUAUCAAAUAGUUCGCGUGAAAAUAAUUAUAAUGAAAAUUUUUUUUCUUAUUAUAAUGUAAAGAAUAAUGAGAUAGAAACAAAACAAGACAAAAAAAAACUAAAAGUAAAAAUGAAUUAUUUAAGAGGAGAAAAUAGUAACAUCAAUGAUGACAAUAGUGAUACUUAUUCUUCGUUCACAUCAUCAGAAAUGUCAAUAGUAUCUUCUGAUUUUAAUUAUAAUACACUAAAUAAAGAAAAAAAAAGAUACAUUAAUAACAAUGAUGAUGAUAUUGAAAAUAGACUAGUUUUACAUAAACAGGAUAUGCCAGAAAUUUCUAAUAAAUGCGGUUUAGAAAAUAUGGAAUAUAUAGAUAGACAUUCCGAAUAUAAUAGUGAAUCAUCUAUGUAUUUCUCAGAUUAUGAUAUUGAAAAUAGUAUGGAUAAUAAUGACCAGAAUAAAGACGUUAAUUUCCUUGUUGAUUACUAUUUGAAAAAUGUGGAUGAUAGGUAUAGAGAAAAAUUUAAGAAAGAAAUAAAAGAUAAAUAUUUAGGAAAAGGUAAAUAUAAAAAAAUAAAAUUAUUAUUUAAACCACAUUUAGAACAAUUUUAUAAUUUUAAUUUAUUGUGUAAAGUGAAUGCAAAAGAAGAACCAAUAAAAUUGAAUUUUAAAAUGCAAGUUAGCAAGAUAAAUAUUAACUGUUAUAUAAACACUUUUGAUAAUGAACAAAUUCAGCUAAAUUUGGAUGAUCUUAUAUCAAAUGUGGAAAGAAAAAAAACAAAACAAAUGAAAAAUACGACAGAUGAUAAAAUUAUUGUAUACAGCACAUUAGACUUUAAAGAAAUAUUAGUUGGAAAAAAAAGAGUAUCAAAUAUAAUUAUAGAAAAUUUGGGUGAUUUUGAUAUAGUUUAUAAAUAUCAUAUACAAAAAAAAGAUGAUUAUGUUUCUAUAAAUUAUAAUAGUAAUUAUAUUAAAAAAAAUUCAUCGCCUUUUAUUUUAUCUGUUGAAUAUAAACCUAGAUUUGCUGAAACAUAUGAAAAUUAUUUAAUUCUUAAUAUAGGAGAUUAUUAUUUAUUAAAUUUUAAAAUAUGCGCUGUUUCAACCAACUUAUUAAUUAAUUUCUCAUUCCACAAUUAUGAUUUUGGUAAUGUUAUUUUAUUUCCAAAUGUGUGUAAAAAUAAAAAAAAUAUGAAUGGAAUUAUGCCGAAAGAAAAUUUUUGUAAUGAAAAUUAUUCGUCUUCUAAUAGUUCUAUGUCUUACAUAAUAUCUACAUAUAAAAAUAAUAAGAAAAAAUUAAAGAAAGAAAAAGCAAAAGACGCAAACACUCUGAAGGGGAAUGGACAUGAAAGCCACCAAACUAAUAAUGAAUUUAAAAAGGUGAUCCCCAAAAAACAGAAGCCCCCCAAAAAACAUAUAAUAGAUAAAAAAAAAGAAAAAACAGAUAAUAAAUACAUUGAAGAGACAGAUAAAAACGAAUCAAAAGAAUGCGAAGAAACUAAAUCAUUUGAAAAUACAACGAAAUCCCCAAAGAUGGAUAAACAUCACAAAGACGAAAAAAAAACAAAAAAAACAAAAGAUACGCAAAAGGAGCAUAGUAAUAAGAAUGAUACCUUAGAAAAAGCAGAUAGAAUAUGCAAUUUUAACGAUAUAAAAAAAGAAAAAAAAAAUGAGAUAUUUAAUAAUGCAAUGGAAGAUAUUAAAAAUAUAGAUGAUGAAAAUGAAUUUAUAUAUAAUGAUAUAAAUGUAUUAUCCGAGGAAGAAGAAGAUAUAAAUUCGUCAAAGGCAAAAUUAAUUAUUAGCAAUAACAGUGACGAAGAUUGCUAUAUUGAAUACGAAUUGAAUGAAUGUUAUUUAAAAAUACUAAGCGUAAAUAAAAGAAUACAUUUAAAAAAGAAAAGUAAAAUAACAAUUUUGAUUUUAUUCUCACCCAACGAAGAAAAGACAUAUAAUUAUAAAAUUCCAUUUAAAAUAGUUAGUGAUGUAAUAAAAACUAUUUACAUAUCUUUUACAGGGACAGCUAGUAAUUUUAAACUACCAUUUUCAUGUAAUAAUUCAAAUGAAAUAAAUUUUAAAGAUGUUCAAGUGGAUAAAGAAUGUAUUAAUAAAUUUACUCUUUGUAAUAAGAAUUUAGAAGAUAUAUCUUUUAAUAUAUUAAAUUACAAAUAUUUAAAAAGAAAUUAUCUGUCUUUUACUAAUUUUGAUAAUAAUGUUUUCCAUAGUUUAAAAAAGAGAGAAAAAAGAACAUUUGAAAUAAGAUUCUGUCCUGAAAAGUAUAUAAACACGUGUAUACCUUUAUAUUUAAAUAUAAGUUAUAAAGAUAAGACCAUACCUUACAGUUUAACAAACAUUAAAUUAAAUAGUGUGUGUUAUAAAGUGAUUUUAAAGGAAUGCAUGUUAACUUUUAAUAAAAUAGAAGACAAUUUCGACGAUCCAAUAGAAGCAGAUGAAAGCGAUGCUAGAAAUUCAGAUAAAAUAUUUCGAACAGAGGCAAAUGUAGAUAAUAACCAACUUGAUGAAAUUAAGGAAAAAUUAUUUAAAUAUCAUAAAAAUAAAAAUAAUAUAAAAAGUCGAAAAAUUGAAUUACAUAAUAUAGGAGAUAUGAAUGCGCAAUUUUUAGUAAACUGCCCUGAAAAGUACAACAAGUAUUUAUUUCUAUAUCCUAAAAAAGGAAUAAUUUUUUCUUUCAACUUAAUAAGAAUAUACAUGUUUAUAGACAUGGAUUUAGUAGAUAAAGAUUUAUAUAUUAAUGAAAUAUUUAUUGAGUUAUUCCCUAAAUUUAAUGAAAUUAAUAGUAAAUUAUUUUUAAAUGUAUUUAUUAAUUCAUAUUCUAAUAUGAUACAAAAUAAGAGUAUGUAUAUGAAUAGGUUAACAACAAAAGCAGAAUUAACUAAUAUCCCAAAUGAUAAGAAAACCAAAAAUUUAGACAUAUUUAAAAUUAAAGAAACAAGAACAAAUGAAAAUGUUGAUGAUUAUAAGGAUAAUGUAGAAGAUUGUAAUAUAGAAAAAAAUAUUAAUAUGUUUUCACUAAAAAAUGAAACUAUUAUUACAUUUUUAACAGAUAUAAGAAGAAAAAUAUGUAAAACAAUAGAUAUAUAUAAUGAAACUGAAUCUAACUUUAAAAUUAGAUAUAAUUUUGUAUCGAAUGAACAUAAUUUCUUUUCUGUAAUUCCAUUGAAAGACUCAAUAAAAGCUAAUGAUAGUGGAUCACUUCAAAUAAUGUACCAUCCAUUAUUUGUUCAAAAAAAAAACAAACAUACUAAUAAUUAUCAUAAUACUUUAUGUGUAAAAUAUUUAAAAUAUUCAAAAAAAAUACAUCAUAUAUCCAAAUUGAUCAUUUAUUAUCCUAAAGAUGUUAUAAGAAAUUAUACUUUAUUGGGGUAUUCAGAUAAUACCUCUUAUGACGAAAAAGUUACUUAUAAAUUAAAUUCUAAAACUUUAAAUAAUGCAUCUAUAAAAAUAAAAAAUUGGAUAAAUGAAAACCAAAAAUUGAUAAUUUCUUAUCAUGGAUGUGAUCAAAACUUGAGUCCAGCAAAUAACGACAUGUUAUUUUUCUAUAUACAAAAUACACUUUAUUUAAACACCAACGAAGAAAAAAUCUUACCAUUUAAAUUGAUCUCAUUAAAAGAAGGCAUGUAUUAUAUAAUGCUUGUUUUUUCAAAUGAUAAAUAUGAAGAUGUGUAUAAAAUAUUAUUACAUUUUGAAAUAGUAAAAUCGGAUUAUAUUUCUACAAAAAUAAUAAAUUCGAAUAAAAAGGAAAUAUUAAAAGAAACAGUUUUUAUUUAUAACCCUUUAGACGAAAAUAUAAAAGUAGAUGCACUGAUUGAUUAUAAGUAUGUUUUUUUUGAUAAAUCUAUAAUUCUUGAAAAAAAAAAAAACAACAGUAUAAAUUUAUACUUUUGUAUAGUUAAAAAUGAAUCGUCUAGAAAUGUAAUAAUUUCUUUUAAUAAUAAAUUAAUUGGGAAAUAUAAUUUUAAGUUUAUUUUAAACAUAAAUAUAAAUGAUUUUGAGGAAACAUUUUAUUUUAACACUGAUCUGGGUUCUACUCAAAUAAAUGAAAUAUCAUUUAAAAAUGUGUGCAACCGAAAAAUUAAUUAUGAUGUAAUUAUAGAAGAUUAUGAUGAAAAAAAUAAAAGUUCGAAAGAUAUAUUUCAAUGCACAGAAAAAACAAUAAGCAUGAAAUCUAUUGACACUGAUACAUUUUUAAAAAAUCCGGAUUCUAACGUUUUAUUUGAUAAAAUUAAUUUAAACAUUAUAUAUAACCCCCCUGAUAUUAAAACAAACAAAUCUAUUUUGAAGCUCAUAUCUAAAGAAGGAAUCGUUUACAAGAGUUUAUUAAUAGGAAAAACUGGAUUUCCAAAACCCCGAGGACCAAUCUUUUGCUCAUCACAAAAAACAACUUUCAUUUCUUUUACAAAUCCAUUUUUUCAAAUGAAAGAAUUCUUUUUAAAGGCGGAUGAGCAAUUUAUAGUUUCUUUUGAGAAAAUAAAAAUAGAGGGACGAAAAACAGUGCAAAUACCAAUAAAAUGCACUGCAACAAAUGCUAUAUCUGGAAAACUUGUGAUUAAAUCAGAGGAUGAAGUUGCAUGGAUGUAUUAUUUAACUGGACAAUAA